AUCGUAGUAUGGCCUAUUAACAAGUGAAAAUAGAUGGUAAGUUCUGAUUUGGGAAUAAAUUUUCUUGAGGCUAAUUUAAAAUAGAAAAAGGGUUUUGAUUUGGGAAUUUUAAUAGACAAAGUUGGCAAAUUUUGGAGUUCUAAUGAACGAAACAUUAUCAAUAAUUAAACGAAUAAUAUAGUAUCACAACAGUUAUCUAUAUAUGUGUUUUGAUAUUGUCAAAGCAUGCAUUCUUUAUUUGCAAGCCAUACUUUAUUAAGUCUUUUAUACGGCUUGAAAAACCAUCCAGCCAAUUUGCUUCCUAAUAAUAUAACGUAGCGUUCUAACAUAAAUGUGGGAGAAAAAUCCGUUUAACCAUUACAAACGCCUUCUUUCUUUCUCUGCCUCCCUAGCAAAAUUUAUCGGCGGCACCAACUCCAACACUACCACCACCAUUAGCGCCUCGCCACCUUCCUCACUCCUAGGUGAUAAGAUUUUCGCUUGAAAAAGAAAACAAACAUACACUUCAAUAUUUAUAGUGCUAAUUUUUUCUUUCUUUCUUUCUUUCCUUCUCUGUUCUUCCCUACAUUUUUUGUAUUGAAAUUGUUUUAAACUUAUAUUAUAUGUAUUCUGGUCUGCUCUGGCCAUGGCGGACAUCGUGAAAGAGAUCCUGGCAAGGCCAAUACAAUUAGCAGACCAGCUGGUAAAAUCUACUGAUGAGGUAGAUCAAUCUUUCAAGCAGGAUUGUCAAGAACUUAAAACCAAAACAGAGAAGCUCGCGAUACUUUUACGUCAAGCAGCCCGUGCAAGCAACGACCUCUAUGAACGACCAACAAGACGCAUCAUCGAUGACACAGAGCAAGUCCUUGAUAAAGCACUUACUCUGGUAAUCAAAUGCCGAGCCACUGGGCUCAUGAAACGUAUGUUUACCAUAAUCCCCUCUGGCGCCUUUCGAAAAACAUCAAUGCAGUUGGAGAAUUCAAUAGGAGAUGUUUCUUGGCUUCUGCGUGUUUCUGCUUCCGCGGAUGAUCGCGACGAUGAAUAUUUAGGUCUGCCUCCUAUUGCUGCAAAUGAACCAAUUCUUUGUCUUAUAUGGGAACAAGUUGCUAUACUUUUUACAGGUUCUUUAGAGGAGAGGUCAGAUGCUGCAGCUUCAUUGGUUUCCUUGGCUCGAGAUAAUGAUCGUUAUGGGAAGUUGAUAAUAGAGGAAGGUGGAGUUCCUCCAUUGCUCAAGUUGGCUAAAGAAGGGAAAAUGGAGGGUCAAGAAAAUGCUGCCAGGGCCGUUGGAUUAUUGGGACGAGACCCAGAAAGUGUCGAACAGAUUGUGAAUGCUGGGGUUUGCACUGUGUUUGCGAAAAUUCUUAAAGAAGGUCAUAUGAAAGUUCAAGCUGUUGUGGCUUGGGCUGUAUCUGAAUUGGCUGCAAAUCAUCCCAAAUGCCAAGACCAUUUUUUACAAAACAAUGUAAUUCGGUUUCUUGUUAGUCAUCUUGCUUUUGAGACGAUUCAAGAACAUAGCAAGUAUGCAAUUGCAAGCAAGCAAAACAUGUCAAUUCAUUCCGUUGUGAUGGCUAGUAAUAACCCAAGUCCUAAUGAGAAAAAGGAGAAUGAAGAAGAAACUCCAAAAAUUGCUCAUCCAAUGAACCAUAACACUCCUAGCCAAAUGCAAAAUGUGGUGACCAGCACUUUGGCAAUGAAGAACCAAACUCCUAACACUAUUAUAAAGCAAAAUCAAACACCAAGUCCCCCCAUGAGUCAACCCCAUCAUGCAAACCCUGUAAGGGGAAGCCAAAAUAACGCAAAACAACACCACCACCAUGUUUUAACUGGGACUAGCAUCAAGGGUAGGGAAUUUGAAGACCCAGCUACAAAAGCACAAAUGAAGGCCAUGGCAGCAAGAGCACUUUGGCAACUGUGCAAGGGAAAUGUCACCAUAUGCCAAAAUAUAACAGAGUCACGAGCACUUUUAUGCUUUGCAGUUUUGUUAGAAAAAGGUCCUGAUGAUGUUCAAUCCAAUUCGGCUAUGGCAUUGAUGGAAAUCACAGCAGUAGCUGAGCAAAAUUCUGAUUUGAGACGCUCCGCUUUUAAGCCUACUUCCCCUGCUGCCAAAGCAGUUGUUGAUCAACUACUGAAAGUAACUGAAAAGGCAAACUCAGACCUCCUCAUCCCCUGUGUCAGAGCAAUCGGUAACUUGGCGAGGACCUUUCGAGCAACGGAAACUAGGAUCAUUGGGCCAGUAGUGAAGCUUUUAGAUGAAAGGGAACCUGAAAUUACAGUGGAAGCAGUAAUUGCUCUUAACAAGUUCGCAUGCACAGAAAAUUACCUGUGUGUUAAUCAUUCAAAGGCCAUUAUCAGUGCAGGAGGUGCCAAGCACCUAGUUCAACUAGUUUACUUUGGAGAGCAAAUGGUUCAAAUUCCUUCAUUAAUCCUGGUAUGCUACAUUGCAUUGAAUUGCCCUGACAGCGAUGUUCUUGCAAAUGAAGAGGUGCUUAAUGUACUAGAGUGGUCAUCAAAGUAUGCACAUUUGGUGCAAGAACCCACAAUUCAAUCUCUAUUACCAGAUGCAAAGAGUAGAUUGGAACUCUAUCAGUCCAGAGGUUCAAGAGGAUUCCAUUAAUUCUUUAACAUCGUACAACAAGAUAACUUAAAAAAAAAAAAUCUGGUUUUUUGUUUUCUUAUUGAGUGUACAUAAUGUAGCUCUUUUUUUGUUUUGGUUAUGAUCAUCAAAUGUUCAGGAGAUUCCCCAAGUGCCUUGUAGAGUGCAAAUUAACUUUAUUCUUCUUGAUCUCCUCCAUUUUCUAAAUUAAUUGUUAGCCAAACUUCUAAUAUUUUCU
Hevea brasiliensis (rubber tree) is the source of this 2810-nucleotide messenger RNA. RefSeq lists its product as uncharacterized. The transcript has a single exon. NCBI's taxonomy places the organism in Eukaryota, Viridiplantae, Streptophyta, Magnoliopsida, Malpighiales, Euphorbiaceae. Gene Ontology annotation, molecular function: protein binding. Bases 626 to 2593 code for a protein of 655 amino acids. Gene Ontology annotation, biological process: cell surface receptor signaling pathway. The record is from RefSeq and is a predicted model, not a curated record.